Aplysia californica (California sea hare) is the source of this 1911-nucleotide messenger RNA. RefSeq names its product coiled-coil domain-containing protein 93. NCBI's taxonomy places the organism in Eukaryota, Metazoa, Mollusca, Gastropoda, Aplysiida, Aplysiidae. The record is from RefSeq and is a predicted model, not a curated record. Gene Ontology annotation, biological process: Golgi to plasma membrane transport.
GUGUCACAUGACUUAUUCAAAAUGGCGGCUGCCACUGGUAGUAUUUUUGCUGGAAGAUUACGUGCCGGAUCCGAAAAAUAUGCCUCUGUUGACGCUGAUGGCAACCCGAUUGAAGUUGAGACUAGAGAAGAUGAAGAGCAGAAUGUCAAACUGCAGCAAACAAUUGACCUUCUUUUGGCUGCAGGGUAUUUCAGGGCUCGUAUCAAAGGCCUCUCUCCUUUCGAUAAGGUUGUUGGAGGUAUGACAUGGUGCAUAACAACUUGCAACUUUGACGUUGAUGUUGACUUGUUGUUCCAAGAAAACUCGACCAUUGGUCAGAAAAUUUCUUUGACAGAAUCUAUUGUGGCUGUCCUUCCAAGGAUGAAGUGUCCCCACCGAAUUGAACCUCAUCAGAUUCAGGGCUUGGAUUUCAUUCACAUUUUCCCAGUUGUGCAAUGGCUGGUGAAAAAAGCAAUCGAGACGAGAGAGGAGAUGGGAGACUACAUUCGCCAGUAUUCUAUUUCACAGUUCAACAAGAACCACAAAAUGCCUGAGGAUGAGGCGUUUGAAGCUGUAAAGGAUAAUGCAACUACCACAGUCUUGGAUGUGAAGGAUGCCUACCGGCCUCAGCGUCGAUACAGACGUCAUGAUGCUGACAGUCUGACAGAUGAGGAAAUGCGUGUACAAUCAACACUCCUAGAGUAUGGCAGGCAAUAUGGUGUAAGCAAGUCGGACAAAGAGGAAAAGGACAGUGAUAAGGCUGCCAAGAAAAAGGCCAUCGCUGCUGGUCUUAGCAAGGAGCCGCAGGACAAUGAGGAAGAGCUACAGGCCGAAGAGGAGCGGCGCAUCAAAGCUUUGAUGAGUGGUAUGUCUGCCAUGGGUGCUCAGGAGGGUAAAGUGACAGCCAGUGCUGUGGGCUCCAUAGUUGGGAUGCAGUCACAGGAGAUACAGAAGAUGGCCUCGGAAUAUGCUCAGAAACAAGCUGAGAUAGAACAGAUGGAGAAGCAAGAGAGACAGGGAGGAGCCCAACAGCACCAAAGACUCACUGCAGCCCUGAAGAAGCAGAUAGAACAACAGAAAGAAAAAUUAGAAGACUUGACCUCUAAACACAAUCAACUCCAUGAGACGUACGUGGCUACGCAGCAGAAGCUGGAGGAGGUGCAGCAGCAAAGUGCUGACAUGGAGGCUGAGAUGGAGAGGAUGACGGAGAUCGAGCAAGGGGAAAACCAAGGAAUACUGCAAAAUCUUCGAUCACUUGUUGCUAUGAAUGAGAACCUGAAGCAGCAAGAGCAGGAAUUCAAGGCUCACUGCAAGGAGGAGAUGGCGCGACUCAAGAAGAACAUUGAAAAACUUAAGGAGGAGGCUGAUGCUGUGGACGGUGAGGACAAGGAGCGUGUGAACCUCAUUGACAAGCAGUACACGGCAGAUAAGGAAAAACUCCACAAGAUCAGGCUUUUGCUUGCUAAGAAAAACAGAGAGAUUGCUGGUUUGCAGAGGAAGAUCGAUGAGGUCCCGUCUCGGGCUGAACUGAGUCAGUAUCAGAGGAGAUUUGUGGAGCUCUAUAAUCAAGUGUCCUCCAAGCACACAGAGACGAAGCAGUUCUUCACACUGUAUAACACACUGGAUGACACAAAGGCCUACUUGAGCAAAGAAGUACAGCUCCUGAAUUCAAUUCAUGAUAACUUCCAACAGCGGAGAAGAAGCGGCAAGAGGAGAAGAUGAAGCGUGACCAGUUGAGCGACCAUCACUUAGACCUCAUUGAAAAACAGCGACUCUACUUUAAGACUGUCAAGGACUUCAAGGAGGAAUGCCGUAAAAAUGAGAUCCUGCUGUCGAAACUCAGAAGCCAGUAACAGGGAACAGUGGAUGUUGUGUUGUUUUUCUCUCUAUCUGUCCCCUCCUCCCUCCCUCCCCCUUUCUCUCUCUCUCUCU